GUGGUUGUUCUUGUUAUUGUGGCUGUCAUUCUGUUUUUUGUACUGCGUCAGCGACCACAACAAGAACAACCACAACCGCGAAAAAAGGUGCCGAUGGAUACUGUGGAGUCUCAAUCCACAAGUAAUACAACCACAGUGGAGACUACUUCGAACCCUCUGACAACAACUACUACGACUGAAGUUACAACAAAUUCUGCUGUAUCUAGAAAUACAGCUAGAUCUGUACAAAGUGGUGAUAACGCCUGGAACAGUGAUGAUAUUCAUUAUGGCCACUCUCAAACACGUCUUGCAAUGCAGUCCCUUGAGAGAAUGACACCCACCACUGUUACCGCCGCAGUUGAAGUGAAAGAGCACCGUAACGUACUCCCUCGUGUAACGCUGGAUGAGGCUCCUUCCAGACGUGUUGCCGCUCCUCCAGCUAAGGAUGUAUUGCGACAAAAACACUUUUUGAGACGCCCACUUCCCGAUGCCAAUCAAUCUUUGGGUAAAACGCCUAUCACAUCUUAUGUGCUGGGAACUCCAAACUGCACACCACAUCAGGUAUCAAGUGAAACUCUGUUGACGACUCCCGUUGAAACUGAAGUUGUGCGUAAGACUGGGGAAGAGCAAAUGACCUCUACAACAAUGAAACGUCAGUCUGACAAUGCAAUGAUGACGCUUCGCAAUGCGGUUGGUUCUCACCCUGAUCCUGGCGCAGAGAAGAAUGCUGAAGAGAGUCACUCAGCAACGCCCCCUGUCCCUCUCUACUCUGAAGGAGCGGAUAGAUUUUCAACUCUCAUUGAUGAGAAUUUUUUUUGGUAUGAUAGUGAGGAUGAUAUGGCCCUUGAACGGAAAUUUAGUUUUUCUAUUGAUUCCAGCCAUCGGGAUCAGCUUCGCAGAUGCCGGGGGAAGAAUGCCAUUACGGUACCUUUCUUUAGUGGUACUCACAAUGAGGAGUAUACUGAAGGGUGCCACUCAGCAACUCUCCCUGUCCCUCUCUACUCUGCGAGAGCAGACACAUUCCCAGUUCGCAGUGAAACUAAUGUUGUCCAUUAUGAUAAGGGUGAUGGUGAUAAAACUCCUGAUGGUACAGAUGAGUCUCCUGAUGUUUGUAUCGAUCAGCAGCAGUCUGUCAGGUUGUCGUCAUUACCUUUAGACAAUUACCCUUUACCUUCUAAUGCUGUGGCAUGUGAAAAUACAGUUGCUUCUGUACAAAAUAAUGUUAGCAACAACAGUGUUUUUAAUCUCAGUUUUCUUAACAACCAUCAGUCUUCGGGUGACGCUUUGUUAAGCGAACAAAAUUUGAGGGAGACACCUGCACUUCUUCGCAACACAAGUGAACCGUAUUUAUAUACCGCUCCUGCAGAAGGUGAUAGUGAUUAUGAUAAUUAUAAUAAUAAUAAUAAUAAUGACAGUGAUGAAAACCAUCGCGACAAUGAAAAUUACGAUGAUGAUGACAGUGAUGAAAGCCAUCGCGAUAAUGAAAAUUACGAUGAUGAUGAUUAA
This is a messenger RNA of Trypanosoma theileri, 1485 nucleotides long. RefSeq lists its product as uncharacterized. The transcript has a single exon. NCBI's taxonomy places the organism in Eukaryota, Euglenozoa, Kinetoplastea, Trypanosomatida, Trypanosomatidae. The annotation marks the transcript as partial. The record is from RefSeq and is a predicted model, not a curated record.